Pectinophora gossypiella (pink bollworm) is the source of this 3324-nucleotide messenger RNA. It is a transcript of the gene Cep89, whose product is annotated as protein Cep89 homolog. The coding region runs from base 324 to 2525 and encodes 733 amino acids. The record is from RefSeq and is a predicted model, not a curated record. The transcript is spliced from 14 exons. Gene Ontology annotation, biological process: chemical synaptic transmission; mitochondrion organization; cilium assembly. Gene Ontology annotation, cellular component: ciliary transition fiber; centriole. Lineage: Eukaryota; Metazoa; Arthropoda; Insecta; Lepidoptera; Gelechiidae.
CAUAAAUAAAUGUUAUUAAAUUAUUUAGAGUACAAAGCCGACGUUUUAAAUGUUUAUAUUUAACAUAUUACGUAACCUGAAAGUUUUAUCAAUAUUGUUCCGUAAAGUAAGGUAACGAAGGACUCUCUUGACCUAGUUUUAAACUUUCUCGUUUCCGUGUGACCUAAAACUAUUUUAGCGCAUUUUUGUCACAAGUAAGUCACAAAGAAGGUGAGAAAAAACUGAAAAAUACGGAACAUUUUCUUCAUUGUUUAUCGUGAGUUAUUUUUACUUGAAAGUCGCGAAAUGGACGAGCAACAUGAGUCAAAAGCAGGAAGUUGACUAUGGAGGGAAGUUUCACGCAUUCCUCUCCUAAAGGUCGAUACUAUGGAAGAGCCUCCAAGAACAUCCUAGUCCACAUUAGCCCGGAGAAGUCUACAUUCUCCGGUAAUUUCACACCCAGUGUUAGACAGUUCAACGUAUCCAGUGUGGAGAAACGUACCAGCAUGAGGAAGGAUAUCCUUGACGCUGUGAUGAAGAGGACCGAGUCGGUGAUCAGUCGGGCUGAUGAGAAGGUCUACAUUGAUGAUAACCCGAUGUAUGAGGAUCCCAGAGAUGUUAUUGGCGACAAACCUCCAAAACCGCCACGGAAACGCAACCUACAGACAGAGGUGACCUCACCGAGCACCAAGGAGGGUCGGUCCUCCAAGGAACAUAAGAGGAAACUCACCAAAAAAUACGAAGGACUUAUCACUGCACUCAUAGAUCGCUGUGAAGAGAAUGUUGUACAGAUAUCAGAAAAGGACUCCCACAUAGCAAAAUUAAAAGAGAAACUGAAAACUGUUUUGGAGUACAACAAAUUAUUUGCAGAAGAGAAUGAUCAGCUCAAAGGACAAUACUCCACUCUAGUCAAAUACGUAGAUGAGUGUAAGCAAGUCAUUAAAGAAGAGAAAGAGAACAAUAGAGAAUUAGAGAGAAAAAAUAAAGAGUUGGAAGAGAGAGUCAAGAGGUUUGAAGUGCCUGAUAGAGAGGUGCCCCAGACAGUUAUACCGCUGGUGGAAGUAUGCAUGAGCUGCAGCAGUCGCCAGAUAGUGCUGAACCAGGCUCGCGAGCACAACACACGGCUGCAGAAGGAUAUGCAGGCGCUUAAGGAUGUUCUUUACAGGCUAAACGUCCAGCUGUCGAGAUACCAAGAGAAGAUCCGCAGCAGUGUACCAACAUUAGCGACGGAAACGAAAGUGUACAAACCUGGCGAGGAGUAUGGUGGCCUCGAUUCCCUGCUCAGCAGUCUACCCUGCAAGGGGCAUGAUGCUGGCAACACUGAUGAAGGACACUCCACCAAAAGUGGCCACGAGGAACACACCAACACAUCAAGAGUCGUUGAUUUGUCUGGAUUACUAAGUGCACAGGCUCUAGCACCCCUAUUCGACGCAUAUCAAGAAAACCUACAAGAGAAGGACAGCCUGAUUCUUGAUUACGAGAAACAAUUCGAAAACAUGAACAGAAAAUCUAAACAGAUUGUCUCUGAAAAUAAAUCUUUGACGGAAAGAGUUCAGAGUUUAGAAGAGGAACUGGCGCAAGUGAAACAGAGCUAUAAGAAGUUAGUGGUCGAGAAAGAGACGGCUGAUAUUGAGAAAGCGACUUUGUUAGAACGAGCCGAACGCGCAGAGUCAAAGUUGAAAGAGGUGUAUGAGUUGUAUGAGGAUAAAAUGGCAGCCAUGAUGCGCGACUACGAGACGGUCCACCGCGAGUACUUCACGGUGAAGUCCCAGCUAGACGCGUCGGCCGGCACGGCGGCGCAGCUGCACGUGCUGCGCGCGCGCACCGUGCCCGCAGACCUGCACGAGCGCCGCCUCGACCACUGCAAGCGUCUUCUAGAAGAAUUAAAGCACCAGUACAGUAUGGAGAACGAACGCAAAACAGAACAGAACAAGAAGCUAGAAGAACAGCUGAAGCUCGUGGAAGAGAAGUAUGAUAAGCUGUGCAAGGAUCACGAGGCUGUUCAGGUGGAGCUGAACACUGCGUUGAAGAACGUCAGGUUGUACCGUAAAGCCGCGGUGAUAUUCCGGUCGCGAGUUCAGGCGGCGAAGGCUCGCAUGUCACGCGUGCGCCGCAGCCAGCAGCCCAGCCGGCAGGGCCAGGAGCCGCUCAGACACGCGCUGCAGGCACUCAACACCAUCAAGGGGGAGAUCAAGAUAGUGAAAUCUCGUGCCCACACGUCGCUGGAAGAGCUCGAGCGACGGAUCAAGGAGCAGGAGCGACGGGCUGCGGCUGCGCAGAUAGAGUACCGUCGCGAGCUGGAGCGCGCCAGCCUGGCUCUGGAGCACAAGGAGGGCAUCAUCCGCAGCCUCAUUGACAAGGUGGCCGACGUGGAAGAAGUCAGGCUAAGCCAAACGAACACCCAUCGUCUCCAGGGCAUAGUCUCCGACACUGACAGAUCCCCGUCACUUAAGAUAGAAGAGAAGAGACAAAGCAAGAACGUUAAGCUGGUGCCGGGGCCAGGUGGGUACUUCCAGGAGAAAGACGGCAGAAGAAGAAAGAGUUAGAUGGAGACGCAUAGAAAAGCAUCGCGAGAGAAGAUUCACGCAUUCUCAUUUUCUUUCUCGAAGUCUUUAUCCAAAAGAAACACGGCAGAGAGAGAUGGAUACAGAUGACUUAUUGAAGAAGAUUGUCUUCUUUUUCUCACAAUUUAGCGUCAUUUAGAAUUAUAAAAUUUACUUCCACUAGAAAGACGACAGAAGUAAAGUUAGAAGGAGAUGUGUAGAGAAGCUUCGUGAGAGAAAAUGCAGUCAUUAUUCAUCCAUUUGAUUAUAUUCUCAUUCUCACAUUAGAAUUUCGAAGUCCAUGUCCACAAGAAAGACGGCAAAAGGUCAUGGAUAGAAGACUUUUAUAGGAGAAGAUUGUCUUCUCUUUUUCAUAUCCAUUUAGAAUUAUAAAAUCUACUUACACAAUAAAGACGGAAGAAGAAGGAAGGGUUAGAAAGAGAUGGAAGGCUUGAUAAGAAAGUAUAGUCGUCUUUUACUCACAUUAUUCAACAGAAUAAGGCAUUUGACUGGGUCAAAGAUAAAUUAUAAAAUAGUAAUCUAGAAAUAGAAGCCUGUCUAAGAUGAUCAAAAAUCAAUCUCAUUUUUCGUUUUGACGUAAUUAUGUAUUUUAAUUCAAAAUAACGUAACAUUGAGUACGACGUUUGACCAUCUUUAAUGAUGACGUUACCUGUACUACUGGGGUAGUCAGAGGUGCAUAAACAAAGUACCCACACCUCACCGAGCUUUCUGUUAGACCAACGUGUUAAUGGUGAGCCGUAUCGCCGCCUAUAAUAAAAUAAUGGUCGAACCAAAUAUGUUA